AAAUAUAACAAAUUAUUAUAAAAUAUAGUAAGUUAAUGCGCGUGCGUGAAAAAUUGUAUGAAAUCUGGCAUUUCCAUAAUUCAAGAGAUGGAAGUAUAGUAGUGGAACGUUUAAGGAAAUAAAAGUACAUGGAAUUCAUUUUACUUAGGAAAUGUUAAUGAGUUUUGUUAUAUGGUUUAUAUUGUUAAGUUGAGAAGGUGUAGAAAUGUCACGAUCAAAAUCUGAAAAGAUUGGAAAUGGUAAUAAAUGUGAAUUAAGUGUAUGGACACGUGCGAUAACAGCUAAUUCCGAAUGGCCAGAUAAAGAAGAAUUUUUGGAUGUUAUAUAUUGGGCUAGACAAGCAAUUGGUAUUAUAGUUGGUAUAGGAUGGGGUCUUAUACCUUUAAAAGGUUUUAUAGCCCUACUAUUAUUUGUAUUAGUUAAUGCAGGUGUUACAUACCUGUAUUUUAGUAAUUUUCAACAAAUUGACGAAGAAGAAUUUGGUGGUAUAUGGGAAUUAACUAAAGAAGGUUUUAUGACAUCAUUUGCUGGUUUUUUGGUCACGUGGAUCAUUAUAUAUUCAGGAUUACAUUUUGAUUAAUUAUUUUUAAAUUAAAAUUAUUUAUGCAUAUAAUAUUUUUCAAGAAUCAAGUAUGCAAUUUAUCUAUAUUUUGUGGAAAACAGUUUCAUAUAGAUUAUAUAUGUUUUGAAUUUAUGGUGCAUUUAAUAAACAUACAAUAGAAUUAUUUGUUACUUACUUGGAUAACUCUUGUUAUAUGAAAUUAAUAUUAUUACAUACAAAUUA
Apis florea (little honeybee) is the source of this 784-nucleotide messenger RNA. RefSeq names its product GEL complex subunit OPTI. Gene Ontology annotation, biological process: mitochondrial respirasome assembly. The record is from RefSeq and is a predicted model, not a curated record. NCBI's taxonomy places the organism in Eukaryota, Metazoa, Arthropoda, Insecta, Hymenoptera, Apidae.